UUUCUAAAGGAAAAGGCAUUUAUCACUAAUAUAUUUUCUAAUUAACUGUAAGGAAUUUUUUAUCGGAUACUGUCCGUAUACGUUUAGUUGAUUUUCCUAAAUCGCAGAUAAUUUUUGGAGAAUAAAAUCCGUGUGUAAUCGCCUUAAUUCUGUGUGUUGAAUAAAGAAUUUACGGUGAUUUGUAACGUUCUGAAACUCCGUUAUCGGCAAGAAUCAAUGAAAUAGAAAUCAUGAGUGACACGUUGAUCGGGGGAACCAGUCACGUGCCAAUUUAAUGGUGUUUUACCCAAUCAUAACAGGCGAGAUUUCGCGAAAGUGAUUGUGACGUCACGUGUGGCCCGGGCCGCGAGGACCGAUGGGUCGUGUUCUGUAGGGAACGUAAGAAGGGUGAUCAACGCUAGCCGAAAGCUUUCUGUGUUUAUCUGGGCUUUUUAUUACCCUGCAUGCUCAGUCGUUUUGAAAGAUUUCAAGCCAGUUUUUAGUCCAAGACAUUGCCAAUGACGACAGUCGCCACUAAGGACUCGCGAAAGCAGUCUUUUCGAGGGAAUAUGGAGUUCUACUCCAUGCCAAAGAAGAAACGGACUCUGGAGGACUUUAACACAUUCUGUAGUCUAAUUCUAGCCUACGAAGCCAGACAAGAGGAAAUCAAACGCCAGAAGAGUCCGAAUUCGGAAGACAGCGUUUCGUCGAGUACAGACUCGGCAUACAGUGAAACUGCUUCUUCGCCAACUUCUAGUCACGGGGAUCACGAUGAACGACUGUUAGACGAUGUGGACGAAGAAUACGAAUCUGGAGACGAAUCUUGGGAUAAAAUAACAUGUUAUUGCUGUAAACCAUUCGCAGGCCGCCCCAUGAUCGAAUGUUCCGAAUGCUUAACGUGGAUUCACUUAUCAUGUGCGAAAAUCCGUAGAUCUAACGUUCCAGACACUUUCAUUUGCCAGAAGUGCAGAGACGCAAAGCACACAAUUCGAAGAUCAAAUCGCGUACGGACUCAAUCUAAGACUCGCGGCACGGACCUAUGACAAGAGCGUAUACUUCGCAAUGACGGUGACUAGCUAGUCCAAGAUUUUUAAAAUAUGACGUGUUGAUGCUACCGUUAUUCAGCGGAAACCGUUGUAAAUCUUUGGCUGAUGUCAAAUGUAAAUUUUGUAUUUAAUUCAAAUCAUUUCUUGUUAUAUUCGUGGUUUAGCGCCACGUUGUUAGUUUGUACUCGAGUGAAUCGAGCUGUUUUAGAUUAUGUCUCUAGCCUAGUUAUGGUUUGUGUGUUGACCGUCUUAUUAAUGGCCGUGGUCAUGGACUUCUUAUGUAUGUCCACGACAUCAUGUACAAAAGAGUAAAAUACCAAGAAUAUAUAUAUAUAUAUUUUAUAAUAGAUCUGUACAGUAAAACAGACUCGUAACAAAGACAAUGCUGUCCGCGAGACACGGGGACGGACAUUCACGUUUGUAUAAAAGCCAAAAAGUAAUACAAAUAAAACACCAAUCGUUGAAA
This is a messenger RNA of Nematostella vectensis (starlet sea anemone), 1491 nucleotides long. RefSeq names its product PHD finger protein 13. The record is from RefSeq and is a predicted model, not a curated record. The coding region runs from base 498 to 1022 and encodes 174 amino acids. The transcript is spliced from 6 exons. Lineage: Eukaryota; Metazoa; Cnidaria; Anthozoa; Actiniaria; Edwardsiidae.